Messenger RNA from Mycena indigotica, 999 nucleotides. Its product is annotated as Esterase/Lipase. Gene Ontology annotation, molecular function: hydrolase activity. NCBI's taxonomy places the organism in Eukaryota, Fungi, Basidiomycota, Agaricomycetes, Agaricales, Mycenaceae. The coding region runs from base 1 to 999 and encodes 332 amino acids. The record is from RefSeq and is a predicted model, not a curated record. The transcript is spliced from 5 exons.
AUGUCUUUAGUCAAUCGAGCGGUGAAGACCCAGCGUGGCCUAGCAUAUGCUUACUACUUUGCGAAGGCGUUGCCCAACAAGCCGACCUUGCUUUUUGCGCAUGGUUUCCCAACUCCAGCAUACGUCUGGCGCCGCCAGAUUACAUUCUUCGAGCAGCAGGGCUUUGGGAUCAUUGCCCCCGACCUUCUGGGAUAUGGUGGCACCGACAAACCUACUGACCCCAAGCUCUACGUCGGCAGCGGGCUCGCGCAGGACAUUGUCGAUAUUUUAGACCAAGAGGGCGUCAGCCAGGUUAUCUCUGUCAGCCACGACUGGGGCUCUCGUGUUGUUUCUCGCAUCGCCAACUACUACCCCGACCGACUCGUCGCUUGCGCUUUCCUCGGCGUUGGUUAUGGCCCACCAGCAUCCAACUAUGCAGACCCUAUCACACAAUCGGCACAGAUCAAGAGUCUCGUGGGAUAUGAUGUGCUAGCUUACAUGCAGUACUUCGUCGAGCCAAACGCCCACGUCUUGAUGGAGAAGAAUUUUGACUCCUUCUUCAGCCUCUUGUUCCCCCUUAAGCGCGCCACCGAAGAGAUCUGGCGGGAGAACAUGUGUGAAGCCGGAAAAGCCAAAGUGUGGAUCGAGUCAAAUCGUACGACAGAACUGCCAGAGUACAUGACCGCCGAGGACAAGGAAUACUACACCCAUGCCCUCGUUGGUGGUGGACUGUCUGCUCCGCUCUGCUGGUACCAAGUCCUAGUGGAGCAAUACAACGCAGAGGACGAUGCGAAAAUACCAGAGGAAGCAUAUGUCCUUCAGAAGCCGGUGCUCUUUGUCGCGUUCAAUAAGGACCCGAUCGGGCUACCGACUCGGAUGUUUGCGAUGGCCACCCACGAGCAAUACGUGAAGCCCGACACAAACCUGACGAACAAGGCAGUUGAGGGCGAUCACUGGGCCUUGUUGUCGCAUGCGGAUGAGGUCAACACCCUGCUUCUUGAGUGGAUCGAGGGCAUAUGA